GUGCGCGAGUGUGUGCAGGGGAGCGAGGCUGCCAAGUUUCUCUCUCCCGUUGCGUUAUUUUGGGGGAGAUGUCUCUCCCAUGAACCAGCGGGGGCUUGGGGGCUUGUGCUGUGGGGGGCACCUGUCUCUCAUUGUAUUAUUAUUUUUUUGUGUUAGAGUGGGGAGGAGGGGUGUAACCCAUCAUGUCGAGAGUGAUCCAGAAGAAGAACCACUGGACUAGCAAGGUUCACGAAUGCACCGUGAAGCGGGGACCCCAGGGUGAGCUGGGGGUGACGGUGCUGGGGGGCGCGGAGAAUGGGGAGUUUCCGUAUGUCGGAGCGGUGGCGGCAGCCGAAGCGGCGGGGCUUCCCGGCGGCGGCGAGGGCCCUCGGCUGGGCGAAGGGGAGCUGCUUCUGGAGGUGCAGGGGAUCCGGGUGUCCGGCUUGCCCCGCUAUGACGUGCUGGGAGUCAUCGACAGCUGCAAGGAGGCCGUCACCUUCAAAGCCGUCAGACAAGGAGGAAAGCUGAACAAGGACCUGCGACAUUUCCUCAAUCAGCGGUUCCAGAAAGGGUCUCCUGAUCAUGAGCUCCAGCAGACCAUAAGGGAUAACCUUUAUCGCCAUGCUGUGCCUUGCACAACCCGGUCUCCCAGAGAAGGAGAAGUGCCUGGCGUGGACUAUAACUUUCUGACUGUGAAGGAGUUCUUGGACCUCGAGCAGAGCGGGACCCUUCUGGAAGUCGGCACCUAUGAAGGAAACUAUUAUGGAACACCCAAACCUCCUAGCCAGCCAGUCAGUGGGAAAGUGAUCACGACGGAUGCCUUGCAAAGCCUUCAGUCUGGCUCCAAGCAGUCAACCCCAAAGCGAACCAAGUCCUACAAUGAUAUGCAAAAUGCUGGCAUAGUCCAUGCAGAGAAUGAGGAGGAGGAGGAUGUUCCUGAAAUGAACAGUAGCUUCACAGCCGAUUCUGGUGACCAAGAAGAGCACAUUCUCCAAGAAGCAGCCCUACCGCCUGUGAAUACUAGCAUCGCUGCUGCCCCCAACACGGACGCUUCUCAGAAGUUCCCUCAAUACCUACCUCUUUGUGCAGAGGAUAAUUUAGGUCCUCUACCUGAGAACUGGGAGAUGGCCUACACCGAAAAUGGAGAAGUCUAUUUUAUAGACCAUAACACAAAGACAACAUCUUGGUUAGACCCUCGGUGCCUGAACAAGCAGCAGAAGCCUCUGGAAGAGUGUGAAGAUGAUGAAGGGGUCCACACCGAGGAGCUGGACAGUGAACUAGAACUGCCUGCUGGUUGGGAAAAGAUUGAAGACCCUGUCUAUGGUAUCUACUAUGUAGACCACAUCAACAGGAAGACACAAUAUGAGAACCCAGUUCUAGAAGCCAAACGGAAGAAGCAGCUUGAGCAGCGGCAGCAACCCCAGCAGCAACCCCAGCAGCAGCCGCAGCCCGAAGAAUGGACAGAAGAUCAUUCAUCGCUUGUGCCUCCUGUUAUUCCAAACCAUCCUCCAAGCAAUCCGGAGCCAGCCAGAGAAGCUCCACUUCAGGGCAAACCCUUUUUUACACGAAACCCUUCUGAGUUGAAAGGCAAGUUCAUUCACACGAAGCUGCGGAAAAGCAGCCGUGGCUUUGGCUUCACAGUCGUUGGAGGGGAUGAACCUGACGAGUUUCUGCAGAUCAAGAGCUUGGUCCUGGAUGGUCCUGCCGCACUGGAUGGCAAGAUGGAAACAGGAGAUGUCAUUGUCAGCGUGAAUGACACCUGUGUUUUGGGACAUACGCAUGCACAAGUUGUGAAAAUCUUCCAGUCCAUUCCCAUUGGUGCCAGUGUGGAUCUUGAACUCUGCCGAGGUUACCCGUUGCCUUUUGACCCAGAUGACCCCAAUACAAGUUUAGUGACCUCGGUGGCCAUUUUGGAUAAAGAACCAAUUAUUGUGAAUGGGCAAGAGACUUAUGAUUCGCCAGCUAGUCACAGCAGUAAAACAGGCAAAGUCAAUGGCACAAAGGAUGCCAGGCCCAGCAGCCCUGCUGAUGUGGCGUCAAAUGGUUCCCAUGGUUACCCCAAUGACACUGUCUCUUUGGCUUCCUCCAUAGCCACUCAGCCAGAACUCAUAACUGUUCAUAUAGUCAAAGGGCCAAUGGGCUUUGGCUUUACUAUCGCAGACAGUCCUGGUGGUGGUGGCCAAAGAGUGAAACAGAUUGUGGACAGUCCGAGGUGCCGCGGCCUGAAAGAAGGGGAUCUGAUAGUGGAAGUUAAUAAGAAGAACGUGCAGGCUCUGACCCACAACCAGGUCGUGGAUAUGCUGAUCGAAUGUCCAAAGGGAAGUGAGGUCACGUUGUUGGUGCAACGAGGAGGGUUGCCAGUUCCCAAGAAGAGCCCAAAGUCGCAACCACUGGAAAGAAAAGACAGCCAGAAUAGCUCUCAGCACAGCAUCUCCAGCCACCGGAGCCUACACACGGCCUCCCCAGGCCACAGCACACAGGUGCUCCCCGAGUACCCACCUGCAGAGGCCCCAACUCCAGAUCAAACCGACAGCUCUGGGCAGAAAAAACCAGAUCCUUUUAAAAUCUGGGCCCAGUCCAGGAGCAUGUAUGAAAACCGACCUAUGUCACCUUCGCCUGCAUCGGGAUUGAGCAAGGGGGAAAGAGAAAGAGAGAUCAAUUCCACGAGUUUUGGAGAAUGUCAGAUUCCAGACUACCAAGAACAGGACAUCUUCCUCUGGAGAAAAGAGACUGGAUUUGGAUUUAGGAUUCUGGGUGGAAAUGAACCAGGGGAACCUAUUUAUAUCGGUCACAUUGUACCGCUGGGUGCUGCUGAUACGGAUGGCCGCCUGAGGUCUGGGGAUGAAUUAAUCUGUGUGGAUGGGACACCGGUAAUUGGAAAAUCACACCAGCUUGUGGUCCAACUUAUGCAACAAGCUGCCAAGCAAGGCCACGUCAACCUCACGGUGCGGCGUAAAGUGGUGUUUGCAGCCCCCAAAGCCGAGAAUGAGGUGCCGUCGCCGGCCUCCUCCCAUCACAGUAGCAACCAGCCGGCGUCGCUGACCGAGGAGAAGCGCACCCCGCAAGGCAGCCAGAACUCCCUGAACACGGUGAGCUCCGGCAGCGGCAGCACCAGCGGGAUCGGCAGCGGCGGCGGUGGCGGCAGCGGCGUGGUCAGCACAGCAGUGCAGCCCUACGACGUGGAGAUCCGGCGCGGUGAGAACGAGGGCUUCGGCUUCGUCAUCGUGUCCUCAGUGAGCAGGCCCGAGGCCGGCACGACUUUCGCAGGCAAUGCAUGUGUGGCUAUGCCUCACAAAAUAGGUCGGAUUAUUGAGGGGAGUCCUGCUGACCGAUGUGGCAAGCUGAAAGUGGGAGACCGGAUCCUGGCAGUGAAUGGAUGUUCCAUCACCAACAAGUCCCAUUCAGACAUUGUCAACCUAAUCAAGGAAGCAGGAAACACAGUUACCCUCCGCAUCAUUCCUGGGGAUGAGUCUUCGAAUGCUACUUUGCUGACCAAUGCAGAGAAGAUUGCCACCAUCACCACCACACACACCCCUUCUCAGCAAGGGGCCCAGGAGACCAGGAAUACCACCAAACCAAAGCCGGAAUCUCAGUUUGAGUUCAAAGCACCCCAGGCAACACAGGAGCAAGAUUUUUACACCGUGGAACUGGAAAGAGGAGCCAAGGGAUUUGGCUUUAGUCUUCGAGGGGGCCGAGAAUAUAACAUGGACCUCUAUGUUUUGCGCUUAGCAGAGGAUGGUCCAGCAGAAAGGUGUGGAAAGAUGAGGAUUGGUGAUGAAAUUUUAGAGAUCAAUGGCGAGACCACCAAAAACAUGAAGCAUUCUCGGGCUAUAGAACUGAUUAAGAAUGGCGGCCGCAGGGUGCGUCUGUUUCUGAAGCGGGGAGACGGCUCAGUACCAGAAUAUGACCCCAGCAGCGACCGGCACGGCCCCGCCGCCGCCGGUGCACAAGGGGUUCCGGAAGUGAGGGCCGCGCCCCCCGACCGCCGACUGCAUCCAUCAUUGGAGUCCAGUUACCCACCCGAUCUUCACAAAUCAUCACAGCAUGGGGAAAAGCGGGCACACGGGAAAGACCCAAAAGGCAGCAGAGAGUAUAGCAGACAACCCAAUGAGCAUCACACAUGGAAUGGAACUUCUAGAAAACCCGACAGUGGGGCUUGCCGACCCAAGGACCGGGCACCGGAGGGACGGAGAGAGGCGCCCCCGGAGCAGAUGGUGACCAACGGCCCCAAGAGGAGGUCCCCGGAGAAGCGCAGAGAAGGCACCCGCAGCGCGGACACCACUUUGGAGAGAAGGGAGAAGCACGAGAAGAGGCGGGAGCUUUCUCCGGAGCGGAGACGCGAGCGCUCGCCCACCCGCCGAAGGGACAGCUCGCCCAGCCAUCGCAGGAGGUCCCUCGAGAGACUCUUGGAUCAGAAACGGUCCCCAGAGCGCAGGAGGGGGAGCUCGCCAGAGCGGAGGGCCAAGUCCACCGACCGCCGGCGGGCGCGGUCCCCCGAGCGCAGGCGCGAGCCGUCCCUGGAGAAGAGGCACAAGGAGGACCGAGUGAGCCACCGAGGAAGGGAAGAGCCCAGUGCGAAAGCGGAUGCCGGCCGAAGCUCCAGACACGCCCCCGAGCAGAGAAGGCGACCUUACAAAGAAUGUAGCACCGACCUCAGUAUCUGAGACGCUGAGGCACAGUCCAACCUUUACCGUGUCAAAGGUUCUAAGAGGAAGGUCACAAACCUGAAAUAAUUUAGUUUCUUACCUGGUGAAGCGUCUGACACCCGAUGAUCCUAUGAAGAGCAACAAACAUUUUAUGCAUUUGAAAUCUUAUAAGAAAAAAAUAUAUAUAUGAAAAGUGUUGUGCCUGAUGUAUAAUAUUAAAGAAAGUAUUUUUAAAUGCGUACUUUUUUGGAAAUUAUUUGCCAAAUGCUGCCCCGAAG
Molecule: messenger RNA, 4903 nt
Organism: Odobenus rosmarus divergens (Pacific walrus)
Lineage: Eukaryota; Metazoa; Chordata; Mammalia; Carnivora; Odobenidae
Gene: MAGI1
Product: membrane associated guanylate kinase, WW and PDZ domain containing 1
Exons: 24
Coding region: 183-4643 (1486 amino acids)
Biological process (GO): signal transduction
Cellular component (GO): cytoplasm
Molecular function (GO): protein binding
Source: RefSeq, a predicted model, not a curated record